Ornithodoros turicata is the source of this 1540-nucleotide messenger RNA. RefSeq lists its product as uncharacterized. The transcript has 4 exons. The record is from RefSeq and is a predicted model, not a curated record. Gene Ontology annotation, biological process: negative regulation of DNA-templated transcription. The coding region runs from base 887 to 1540 and encodes 217 amino acids. Gene Ontology annotation, molecular function: DNA binding. Lineage: Eukaryota; Metazoa; Arthropoda; Arachnida; Ixodida; Argasidae.
CAGCGGUCAAGGUCAAUGCGACUGCUUUGACAGUCAACCCAGCGCAGCCUUGGCCCUGGCCUAUCUGUUUUUCUCAGUUUUUUUUUUUUUUGCAUCACAUAUCUUCCGGCAUGUGCUUAUCCCGUCGCUAUCACAUUUAUCAUAUCAUCCGCCAGCCUUUCCUUUUGUGCGCAGCCCUGGCGCCGAAAGCUGAAGAAACUGUAUCCUCCUUGUUGCUUCCACUUCGUCAAAUCGUUGAAACAGCGUUGACGGCUUUGGUUUUUAAAAUGACGCACAUAUUGGUAAAAUGGACAACAGCUGAAGCAUGGGAUGUCUACCCGACGCGCAAGGUGACUGAUAUUCAGACAGCAACUGAAAUAAUGAAUGACCCACCAAUCGUGGAGUCACUCGUCGGACGCACCUUUGAAAUUACUUGGAAGAGCGGGGAGCCGCCGGCAAAGGCACAUUUGAUUGCUGCGGGUAAUGUCUGUUUUCUUAUUUCGCACGUUAUCGCUUUGCGGUCAGCUACCGUUGCCGAUCGCCUGCUUGAAUUUAAUUUAGAUUGGCGCGAGCUUUAUCAAGUUCAGCAAUAUUGCUAACACGAAGGCAAACAUUUUUGCCGGCGCAUGCGCUCCGAUUUGUUUCGGUAAAAUGCGAGACUUGCCGCCUUGAAAAAACGUGUGGGAUUCUGAACAUCGUCAUAUACACACAAUGUUCCAGGAGACCCAGGCAACCAUGAGAGAAGACGGAACCGCCUCGCCGCACGAGCAUGCAAGAACAUGUCACAGGUGACUGGCUCAAAGCACAUAUUUUUUUUUAGAACAGCAAAUCGUGAUGGGUGCAUUACAAAUUAACUGAUUGCAUGGCAAUGAAUGUGUGACUAUCCAUAAUUCCGUGAGUCAUCCCAAUGAUUGCGUCGUCGCUUGGCCCUAGCUUUAAAACCUAUUCUGCCCUGUCACAGGCGAGUGGCUGCUGUGGUCAUGAAGAACAAAUAAAGCAACUGCAGCGGGCGAAUGAUGACCUGAAACGUAAUAUAGAGGAUCUGGAAAACACGAUGGACAUCCAGAAGACCGUGAAAACACUCGAGCGAAUUGUCAGAAAGAUGAAGGCUUCUCAGGAGGAACGUCCUGUGCUGGAGCCGAACCGGGUAGACCUGGGAAGCGGCGUGUACGUGUCCAGCGCGACGCUUACAAGGCUACAGGAAUCCUACAAGGAUUCUCCCAGCAAGUUUGCCCGUGCUCUCACUCGUGUACUUUUUACAGAUGAAGAGCUAAAAAACCGAUCACUUUUUGGUAAACAGUCCAACAGCCACAAGAACAAGGACCCAAGGCCUGCCCUCGACGAGAACCGUGUGACAGCUAUCUUGGGUAUGCGCUUCUUUGCCGUGCAUCACACUUCCCAGCAAAAGCGUACCCGUCGUAUACUGUCCAAAGUGGCAGUCCGCAUUCAAAAGGAGCACCGAGGUGUUCAGCACACGUGCGCUCCAUUCAAGUGCGCGGACUACCUGGUGAAAAGAAGCCUCAGUGCCAUGCUUCAGAAGCUCAACAAGGGCACCCCAUGA